GCUUGGUUUUGGGUGCUGGCUUUCUGUCCAGGGCAUGGCUGGGUUGGGCCAGCUCCUAGGUAGGACUUGGGGAAGUUGAGGCACAGCUGCUGCAGGGUGCUGCGAGGAUGUGCAUGGGGCUGGUUUGCCAGCCAAGCAGUCCCUCAGGCCAGGUGCCCAUGCAGGAGAUGAGAUGGCUCCAGCUAGGCUAGCAUGGCCCAGACCUUCCUGGCACUUGAGGCUGCCUUCUUGGAUGGCAGGCAUCCGGGGAACCCCGUCCUGCACCCAGGACCCUUGUGUCGAGCUGAAGCCCCUGAAAGGUGGCACUGGGGAAAGCGGGAAGAGCACAUUCAUUAAACAAAUGCGGAUAAUUCAUGGCUCGGGCUACUCGGAAGAGGACAAAAGGGGCUUCACCAAGCUGGUGUACCAAAACAUCUUCACUGCCAUGCAGUCCAUGAUCAGGGCCAUGGAGACCCUGAAGAUCCUAUACAAGUAUGAACAGAACAAGGCCAACGCACUGCUGAUUCGGGAAGUGGAUGUAGAAAAGGUCACAACCUUUGAGCAGCCAUAUGUAAGUGCAAUUAAGACAUUGUGGAACGACCCUGGAAUUCAAGAAUGUUAUGACAGGAGACGAGAAUAUCAGCUCUCAGACUCAGCUAAGUAUUACCUAAGUGAUGUGGAUCGUAUUGCAACCCCGGGAUAUCUACCAACCCAGCAGGAUGUGCUACGGGUUAGAGUUCCUACAACUGGGAUCAUAGAAUACCCCUUUGACCUAGAGAAUAUUAUCUUCAGGAUGGUGGAUGUUGGGGGCCAAAGGUCAGAACGACGGAAGUGGAUCCAUUGCUUUGAAAAUGUGACCUCCAUCAUGUUUUUAGUAGCCCUUAGUGAAUAUGACCAGGUUCUAGUGGAGUCGGAUAAUGAGAACCGAAUGGAAGAGAGCAAAGCCCUCUUUCGGACCAUUAUCACCUACCCCUGGUUCCAGAAUUCUUCUGUCAUCCUCUUCCUCAACAAGAAAGAUUUGUUGGAAGACAAGAUCCUGUACUCCCACCUUGUUGACUAUUUUCCAGAGUUUGAUGGCCCACAGAGGGAUGCCCAGGCAGCCCGCGAGUUCAUCCUCAAGAUGUUUGUGGAUUUAAAUCCAGACAGCGACAAAAUCAUCUACUCUCACUUCACGUGUGCCACAGACACAGAAAACAUCCGUUUCGUCUUUGCUGCGGUCAAGGACACCAUCCUACAGCUCAACCUGAAGGAGUACAACCUGGUCUGACCUGCUCUGCCCCUUGCUCCUCCCUUCCAUGGGAGGCCUUGUUGUGAAGAAAAGACAAACCGGAAAAAUUUAAAAAUUACAGGAAAAAAAAAAUCUUAAUUUUUAAUGAUGUAAUGAUUGCAAAUUGUCUGAUCUGUGGAGUGGCAAGUUUGCUCAGUGUUAUCCUGGAAGUCUCAUGUCUCUGUCCACAGAAUAGUUGAUUUUCAUAUUUUUUAACAAAUUGCUUUUAUUUCACAGUUAACGGGGGCCAUGCCUCAUUCUUCAGCACCUUCUUCACCCCUUAUUUUUUACCAACAGGCAAAGCGGCCUCAUCUCGGGCUUUUCUUCUGUUGCUGUGUUGUUUUUCUUUUUCCCUUUCCAUUCCCAUGGUAUAUAUAGGUAUAUAUAACUUUCCAGCCAAGAUUGUGAAUUCACUGGACUGUGGGAGCGUGGAAUGUUACUGGUCCCUUUGCCUUGUGCUGUAGGGUGCCUCCGUAAUCGCUAAUCCUGCUUGCUUUCCCUCCUCACCCCUUCCCUUCCCGAGGACACGCUCCAUGGUUCACUGUGAUGAAAUAUCGGAGAAGAACAAUUGCUCUCCAACUCUAGCGCAAAAAAAAAAAAAGGAAAAAAAAAAAGGAAAAGGAAAAAACCAGAAGAAAAAAAAAAAGCCGUCACUUUUCCAUUCUUUGUACGAUUUAGUCUGGGUUACUUUUUUCUUAUCAAUUAUAAAAGGUAUGGAGACUGUGAUUUUUUUUUUUUUUUUUUUUUUUUUAAAUUAUUGAUGUUCUAUACAUAGUUUGCUACAUAUUGCUGUAUUUUGUUCAUGGACUACAAAUGGUGGGAGCUCUUGGAGCAAUAGCUGCUGAGCCUGGGGAAGUGCCUGACUGUAUUUUAAAAAAAAAAAAAAAAUAGUAGGCUCAAUUCAUGGAAGGAAAACUUUCCCUCUUGUUGAGUGUGGAGCACAAGGCAUUGCCUGGGCGACUUCUCUAUGCAGCAAAGAUCAGAAGCGCGCGGAAUCAUUCUGUGGCAUUUAAAACCCCAAAUUUUGGCUAGAGCAAAGAUCUUUUGAAAUCUCCCGUGCUGCCCUCUGGUUCUUGCGCAUGCUGCCAACAGCAAGAGAGUCCCAUUAUCACAUUUUUUUGUGCCAGCGUGUCUUGUGCAUUUGUAAGAAUGCCUCGGUCCUGCCCAGCGCUCGGGUUUUCUAUGAGAAGGACCAGAGUUGGGUGACGCGGGUUCUGGGAUGUGGGUAGGAUUCUUACUGCUUGAAAAAAGAUUGUGAAGAGGAGGUGGGAAGCUUUCUUUUUCUUUUU
This is a messenger RNA of Alligator sinensis (Chinese alligator), 2535 nucleotides long. It is a transcript of the gene GNA11, whose product is annotated as G protein subunit alpha 11. Lineage: Eukaryota; Metazoa; Chordata; Crocodylia; Alligatoridae. Bases 173 to 1246 code for a protein of 357 amino acids. The transcript has 7 exons. Gene Ontology annotation, molecular function: GTPase activity; guanyl nucleotide binding; G-protein beta/gamma-subunit complex binding. Gene Ontology annotation, biological process: adenylate cyclase-modulating G protein-coupled receptor signaling pathway; phospholipase C-activating dopamine receptor signaling pathway; action potential. Gene Ontology annotation, cellular component: heterotrimeric G-protein complex. The record is from RefSeq and is a predicted model, not a curated record.